Molecule: messenger RNA, 915 nt
Organism: Pseudovirgaria hyperparasitica
Lineage: Eukaryota; Fungi; Ascomycota; Dothideomycetes; Acrospermales; Acrospermaceae
Product: 3-hydroxyanthranilic acid dioxygenase
Exons: 1
Coding region: 284-727 (147 amino acids)
Biological process (GO): quinolinate metabolic process; 'de novo' NAD+ biosynthetic process from L-tryptophan
Cellular component (GO): cytoplasm
Molecular function (GO): iron ion binding; 3-hydroxyanthranilate 3,4-dioxygenase activity
Source: RefSeq, a predicted model, not a curated record
CACGCGAAAUCGACGUCGGCUGCUUCGCCAUAUAUCAAAACUCCAUUCUCCGAGCAAAAUCCGCCUAGAAGAUACAUCUCCUGCACGUCGCGUCGGAACAUGCUCGCCAAACCGAUCAACAUGCCCAAGUGGUAUGUCUAUCUCUUGGACUGUCCAGUAUGCUGCUCAUAAGCUCAUCGUGAUCAUAGGCUAGAAGAGAACGGCCACCUCCUCAAGCCACCCAUCAACAACUAUUGCGUGUACAACGAGGAUGUCACUGUAAUGGUAUGUCCGUUUCGUGCCAAUGACAUCCGCCCUGCUGACGUCACCAAAGAUUGUCGGUGGCCCAAAUGCCCGUACCGACUACCAUAUCAACGAGACUCCUGAGUGGUUCUACCAGUACAAAGGCCGCAUGCUUCUGAAGACGGUCGACGACGGCAAGUUUAGAGACAUUUACAUCGACGAGGGCGAGAUGUUCCUGCUCCCAGCCAACACGCCACACAACCCCGUUCGCUUCGCGGACACGGUCGGUAUCGUGAUCGAGCAACAUCGGCCCAAGGACUCGAUUGAUCGCUUACGGUGGUAUUGCCAGAGCUGCGAGGAAAUCGUGCAUGAAGCUGCCUUCCAUUGCACGGAUCUGGGAACGCAGAUCAAGGCGGCUGUGAAUCAGUUCAAGGAGGACACGGAGGCGAGAACGUGCAAAAAUUGCGGGGAGUUGUGUGACACGGCGCCGAGGCAGAAGAGCUGAUUGGCGCUGAUCAUAUCGUAGAGGCGUAGUGGGAGUAAGGUGGUUUGUGAGGUCGUGUUAUUGCUCGGAGGCUAUAGGCAACUUAAAGGCCUCUCCAAGUAGCUUUGGCGAUGUGAUCGGCUUUCUUUUUCGUCGGCUUGAUGAUCCCAAGAUAUCUCAAUUCAGCAAGACCCCUCUGAAACAGAGCC